GUGUCAGAAGUCAGAACACAAAACCAAGGCACUAGAAUCUCUGUGUCUCCAUCCAGAGAGAGAGAGAGAGAGGGGAGCUUGACGGCAUAUCUGGGUGUUUGGCUUAUUGGAAGUAUUGGAAAUGGAGAGGCAGUGAACCGGGCUGCUACUCGUCGUUUGAAGAGGUUCGUCCGUCCUGUAUGGAUUUGAUCAGAGUUGGAUCCCCAUGGACAAAAUUUUGGAAUAAACCAUGUCCAUGUUACCUUCUUCACAGUACAAGACAACUCCAAUGCAUACAAACACAACCCAGUUCUGCAGCACAACAAAAAAAUCAUUGCACAAACAUGGCCUCUUCCCCUUCUCACUCCCACACCCUUCUAAUCAUUCCCUUUUUUGUUGCCUUCCUCCUUGUAUCUUCCUCCCUCACCCCGGUCCUCUCACUACCCACCGAGCCGGAUUCCGGCCACCGCCAGCCUGCCAACCAAACUUUCCGGCCAGGUUCAGAGCUGCAUAGGUUGAACAAAAUAAGAGCUUAUCUCAAGAAGAUCAACAAACCUGCAGUCGAGACAAUUAAGAGUCCUGACGGUGAUCUCAUAGAUUGUGUUCUAUCUCAUCUUCAACCAGCUUUUGAUCAUCCACAGCUUAAAGGACAGAAGCCAUUGGAUCCACCAGAGAGACCGAAAGGACAUGACUCCAUGGACAAUGUGACAGAGAGCCUGCAGCUGUGGUCAAGUUCUGGGGAAGCAUGCCCAGAAGGAACUGUUCCAAUCAGAAGAACAACAGAAAAAGAUGUUCUUAGAGCCAGCGAUAUCCGAAAAUUUGGAAGAAAAUUGAGAAGGCAUGUGAGAAGAGACACAACAAGCAGUGAUCAUGAGCAUGCAGUAAUGUUUGUGAAAGGAGAUCAGUACUAUGGAGCAAAAACCAGCAUUAAUGUUUGGGCUCCCCGCGUAACUGAUGAAUAUGAAUUCAGCUUGUCACAAAUUUGGGUCAUCUCUGGCUCUUUCGAGAAUGAUCUUAAUACCAUAGAAGCUGGUUGGCAGGUUAGCCCAGAGUUAUAUGGGGACCAGUGUCCUAGAUUCUUCACUUAUUGGACAACAGACGCAUACCAAAAAACUGGAUGCUACAACUUACUGUGCUCUGGGUUUAUCCAAACCAACAACAAAAUAGCAAUUGGAGCAGCAAUUUCGCCAAGGUCAUCUUAUGGGGGCAGACAAUUUGACAUCGGUUUGAUGGUUUGGAAGGAUCCGAAGCAUGGACACUGGUGGCUUGAAUUCGGGUCCGGAUUACUGGUCGGGUACUGGCCAUCCUUCUUGUUCAGCCACCUGAGGACCCAUGCAAGCAUGAUACAAUUUGGAGGAGAGAUAGUGAACACAAGAUCCUCAGGCUACCAUACAUCAACCCAAAUGGGCAGUGGGCAUUUUGCAGAAGAGGGCUAUGGAAAAUCAUCUUAUUUUAGAAAUUUACAAGUUGUUGAUUGGGAUAAUAGCUUGAUUCCUCCAGCAAACCCUAGGUUAUUUGCCGAUCGACGUACUUGUUAUAAUAUAAGAGGAGGGAGUAACAAUGCUUGGGGAUAUUAUUUUUACUAUGGAGGUCCAGGAAAGAAUUCAAGGUGUCUCUAAUAUUCAUACCAUGGUAUAGAUAUAUCUUUUAUUUUAUUUUAUUAUUUUGCUUUUAUUUUUGUAUUUUUAGGUUUGGGUUUUUGGGGUUUUUAUCAAGAUGUAUUUCCUUUUUCACCCCUCCUAACAGGCUUUCCGAGAUAUAUCUCACUUUGGUAAAUAUGUGAUUUUGGGGUUCACAGAUUUUCAAAUAUACAGUGAGUUGUGUUCUGUA
Molecule: messenger RNA, 1809 nt
Organism: Malania oleifera
Lineage: Eukaryota; Viridiplantae; Streptophyta; Magnoliopsida; Santalales; Ximeniaceae
Product: protein neprosin-like
Exons: 7
Coding region: 180-1598 (472 amino acids)
Source: RefSeq, a predicted model, not a curated record